AUGAAUAUUGAAACACAAUCUGAAAAAUCGGAAAUUAGAAGAUCUAAGCGAGAAAGGUAUGUUUGGGAGGCUUUAAAUGCAGUUUAGAAGUGGAGAGAUUUAUUUGAAAAUGGUUAUUGUAAUGAGGUAGGAAAUUAUAUAAAACCUACUUUAAAAGAAGCAGCAGAUUUAGUUGGACUUCCUAAAAGAACUCUAGAAUAAUAUCAUAGUAUUUUCAAGUAAAUAUUUCUUUUUAUAAAUAGAAAAUUACCUUAAUCUCUUGACAUUAUGAGAAUUCUGGAUAAAAAAAUGGGAUAUCUGAAUUAGCUAAUAAAAGAAUUUAAAAAUGAACCAGCAAUAACUUAAGAAUAAUAAGUUGAAAUUUAGCAAGAAUAAAGUUCAUGGGAUAAUAUGAUUAUAGAAGCAGAUGAUUAAUUAGCAGUAUAAAGAGAUAAUGAUGAAGAUUUAGAAGUGAAUUAGGUUAUAUAAUAAUAACAAAUUUUCGAGAAUGAUGAGGAUUAUGUAAAAUAUCUUUAAUUCGAAGAAGAUGAAAAUUAUUGUCAGGAGUAUUACUAAUUCAAUGCAGAAGAAGAUUUCUUAUGGGAUUAAGAAUAAACAAAUCCUGCAUUGCCUGAUUGUUGAUUUAAUUCGUUAAACACACUUAAACAAAUAUAUAAUUUAAUCACCA
Paramecium sonneborni is the source of this 667-nucleotide messenger RNA. NCBI's taxonomy places the organism in Eukaryota, Ciliophora, Oligohymenophorea, Peniculida, Parameciidae. The record is from the annotation of a GenBank genome assembly.